AGGGCUAAACAAUCAACGCAGACAUGGCAAUGCCCCCAGGUGGACCGAUGGAAGUGGUUUUCUCUUUUGACACCACUGGCUCUAUGUCGCAAGUGCUGGAUGAAGUCAAAGGUCGGGUGAAUGAUAUUGUUCAACGUCUCCAGGCAGAUAUUCCUGGGUUCAAGGUGGGCAUCAUUGCCCACGGAGACUACUGCGAUGCUGAUCAUUUUUAUGACAUUCGCAUUCUGGACUUGACAGACAAUGUUGUGGAUGUCGUGACAUUUGUCACAAACACGGAAGGUACAGGCGGGGGAGAUAUCCCAGAGUGCUAUGAGCUCGCUCUUCGUCGUGCCCGUGAAAUGUCUUGGACUCCAGGAAGCAAGAGAUUAGUUGUCGUUAUUGGUGAUGCCUACCCGCAUGGACCGGACUAUGAAAUGAACAAAGACAAUAUUGACUGGACAGACGAGCUGAAAAUGCUGGUGGCAAAGGAUGUGAAGAUAUACGGUGUGCAAGUUCAAGAAGAUCCAGAUUCCACGUCAUUCUUUGAAAGACUCACAGGGGAAUCGGGAGGUCAGCAUCUGAAACUAGCCAACAUGGGGACCAUAUGUCAGGCCAUCAUGGGCAUCUGCUACAGAGAGCAGGGAGCAGAAAUGUUUCAGAAUUAUGAGGCUGAGCUCAGGGCUAAGCAGGGAACAAAAAUUGGAGCUGAUUUGGAGAAUGUCCUUGGCACACUUCGUCAUGAUGAUUCCGUUCAGAGUUUGAUACAGGGAAAUGGCAACCCACCGGAUGAAGAAUUGUCGGACCAUGUUUCAGAUGAUGAUGAUGAUGAUGAUGACGAUGAAAAUGAUAGCGGGAUUUGUGACGUUGCGUCCACAUCUACUGUGGGGAACGAACCAACAACUUCAACGAAGAGGAAACUGCAUUUUACUUCUCCAAAAGAACCCAAGAAGUCGAACAAAGUAUGUCCUGUGGGGCCAAUCGAUGUGAAACAGAUUACCAAAGGAGGGAAGCGCAAAGGGGCUAAAGCUUCAAACAAGAAACAGAUGCUCGUAAAUAAAACGUCAACUGAGCGAAAAGAUGUUCUCGCUAAGAGAGGGAAGAGAACGGUAUCAGCACGACAAAAGUCAUCUUUGCGCGCCAAGAGGGAAUGGGUUUCUGCUCAAAGAUUCGGCUACAAGAAUCUCUCGUGGUCACAGUGGCAGCAAGCAGUGGUCCCUGCAGUGGGUGAUUUGACUGGACAAUGGAGACAGAUCCCCCAAAGCGGCUCCUCAUCCUACUGGAGAUCAGACCUGUUGAGACUUUGCAAAUCGAAACUGGACAAACUACCAGGCAGCUCCACGCUUUUUGAAGUGGGUGUUCAGUUUCAUGGAAGAAGGGGUAUUCAAGUUGUGCAUCUGAAGUCCACGAAAAUCAUCCACAAUCGACCAGGAGGGGUGUUUGGAUUACCCUGGUAUUCUGGAAUGUUCCGCAGUAUUCGGGAACAACUCAACAAAACUCUUGGAGAAGAGGAAACCUUCUCUGGGAAACAGAAUCCUGUCAGAGUGUUUGUGCGGUGGGCCUUUGUGGAUGAUGACGUCAGUGCGGUGAAGAGGAACAUUCUCAAGGAAUAUGAUUAUGCUUGGAACUGUGGCCGCUCUGUGUGAGGCUUACGUAUUCAUUAUAUGAGUAUAAACUUUCAUGUGCUGUUGAGUUGUGUUUAAAUCUCUGAAAUAUUAUGAGUGACAUGUAAAAUCAGUUAUACAUGCAUUAUAAUUUAAUAUCAGAGGUUAUGACCUAAAACAGUUUCCUGUGUUGAAUGGCGUGCUGAACAUUUACAAUAAACAACAAAUGCCAACUCAAAUCAGGAACUCAUUUGGAUUGAAAACAUCCAGGACUUCAUAGUUAGCCAUGAAAAAUGGUGUUGCAAAAUAAGCUACACGAUUGGUUAAGGAGUUCUAAGCUGGCUUCCGGAGUUCCAGCUAUUGUAUUCUUUGGGAUCAACCCCUCUUUCAAAGCUGUUGUUUUUUAAGCAGCAGACCCUCAGCAUUUUUUCAAAUUGAAUUCCGUCGCUGAUAGGACCAGGCUAAAUGGAUGGAAGCCUUACACAUUCCAAGAUCAAGUUGAUUACUUUUGAUAUUUUUGAAUUUUCUGACUCCUGUUAAAUCUUCUGUUAGUUUUAAAUUCAAAGCAUUGUAUAUGCGAUGUUGCAUGGUGCUUGCAUUUUAUUUGUAUAAUUAUAGUGUCAUUUCAAUUCGGUGCUUUUUAAUAGAAAACCUAAAUAGUUUCUUUUUUGCUUUAGACAGACCGUACAGUAUAAUUCUUACACACACACACACACACACAUACACACACACACACACACACACA
This is a messenger RNA of Aplysia californica (California sea hare), 2325 nucleotides long. RefSeq lists its product as uncharacterized. The record is from RefSeq and is a predicted model, not a curated record. The transcript is spliced from 5 exons. Lineage: Eukaryota; Metazoa; Mollusca; Gastropoda; Aplysiida; Aplysiidae. The coding region runs from base 24 to 1622 and encodes 532 amino acids.